This is a messenger RNA of Chaetomium fimeti, 2498 nucleotides long. Its product is annotated as Mre11 DNA-binding presumed domain-containing protein. The record is from RefSeq and is a predicted model, not a curated record. Gene Ontology annotation, molecular function: manganese ion binding; 3'-5'-DNA exonuclease activity; single-stranded DNA endonuclease activity. The coding region runs from base 167 to 2341 and encodes 724 amino acids. Gene Ontology annotation, cellular component: Mre11 complex; site of double-strand break; nucleus. Gene Ontology annotation, biological process: meiotic DNA double-strand break formation; mitotic intra-S DNA damage checkpoint signaling; mitotic G2 DNA damage checkpoint signaling. The transcript has 3 exons. NCBI's taxonomy places the organism in Eukaryota, Fungi, Ascomycota, Sordariomycetes, Sordariales, Chaetomiaceae.
CCCAUGUGACCGCGUGCUUCGUUCGCGACGCAACCAACGCGUUGCAGCUCCACACUCCAAGAUACCACCACCCCGCCGACAAGUUUGUACAUCAGGUAGCAAGCUCCAGUAUCCCCACCUACAAAGCACAACCCUGAUUGUUUGGUCGAGUUUGGGGUUCCGCAAGAUGCCGCAAGAUUCUGACUCCGAUACUAUCCGUAUUCUGAUUUCAACCGAUAACCAUGUCGGAUUUGAGGAGCGAGACCCUAUCCGGAAGGAUGACAGCUGGCGCACCUUCGAUGAGAUCAUGCAGCUCGCCCGCACCCGCGAUGUCGAUAUGGUCCUCCUCGGUGGGGACCUAUUCCACGACAACAAGCCGUCGCGCAAGUCCAUGUAUCAAGUUAUGCGUUCACUUCGGAAGAAUUGCCUCGGCAUGAAGCCCUGUGAGCUCGAGUUCCUAAGCGACGCGGCAGAAGUCUUCGAGGGCGCGUUUCCCCAUGUCAACUACCAGGACCCCGACAUCAACAUAUCCACACCUGUUUUCUCCAUUCAUGGGAACCAUGACGACCCAAGCGGCGAUGGCCAUUAUUGUUCACUCGACCUGCUCCAGGUAGCGGGAUUAGUCAACUACUUUGGCCGCGUUCCCGAGGCGGACAAUAUUCAGGUCAAACCCAUCCUCCUCCAGAAGGGGAAAACGAAACUGGCCCUCUACGGGCUAAGCAAUGUCCGCGACGAGCGUAUGCACCGCACAUUCAGGGAUAACAAGGUCAGGUUUUACCGACCGGGCCAGCAGAAGGCCGAUUUCUUCAACCUCUUGGCGGUGCACCAGAACCAUUAUGCACACACGCCGACCAGUUACCUUCCUGAGAACAUGCUGCCGGAUUUCCUGGACCUCGUGCUAUGGGGGCACGAACACGAAUGUCUGAUUGACCCCCAGCGGAAUUCAGAGACGGGUUUUCACGUCAUGCAACCUGGCUCGUCGGUGGCGACAUCCCUCGUACCUGGCGAGGCUGUAACCAAACAGGUUGCGGUUCUCAGCAUUACGGGCAAGUCUUUUGAGGUGGACAAGAUCCCGUUGAAGACGGUCCGACCAUUCGUCACCCAGGAAAUCACGCUGGCCAACGACAAGCGUUUCAAGGGACUCGAAAAGAAACAAGACAACCGUCAAGAUAUUACGAAACGGCUCAUGCUAAUUGUGGACGAUAUGAUCGAGGAGGCUAACGCGAAAUGGCGGUCCAUCCACAGCGAAGGCGAGGCAUACGAGGACGAAGACGAGGGGCAGCCACUGCCCUUGAUCCGGCUCAAGGUGGAGUAUACGGCCCCGGAAGGGUCAAAAUACGAGGUCGAGAAUCCGCAGCGUUUCUCUAACAGGUUCGCGGGGAAAGUAGCAAACCAAAACGACGUUGUGUAUUUCUACCGGAAGAAAACGGGAACUUCAAGGAAAGCCAAGGAUGGAAAUACACUCCCGAGUGGCGUGGCAGAAACCCUUGAAUCCGUAGACACCGUCAAGGUCGACACGCUAGUGCAAGAGUUCUUCGCGCAACAAUCGCUCAAGAUCCUCCCGCAGGCGCCAUUUGGAGAUGCCGUCAACCAGUUCGUCAGCAAGGACGACAAACACGCGGUCGAGAUGUUUGUGAUAGAUUCCCUCUCUUCCCAAGUCAAGGGCUUGCUGCAGCUCGAUGACGACAGGAUCACAGAAGGCCUCGACGCCCACAUCGACGAUUUCCGAAAGGUUAUGGAGAAAAGCUUUGUUUCGGGGCAGCGGAAACAGGCCCAACGUAAGAAGCGGUUUAAGGAGAAGCCUGACGGCUGGGACUCCGACUUGGACGGCCACUGGACAGCGCAGCCCGGUGCUAUCGAGGAAGUCCCGGCAUCCCCGGAGCCUGUUAAGGGACGGGGGCGCACACGACCGAACCCAGGAGCCCUAUUUAGCGACGGCGACGAAGAGCUACCGGAUGACGAAGCACCAGCCAAGCGAGUGGCCGCAAAAGUAACAAAGCCCACAAAAAAGACGGUCCCAGCUAAGAAGGCAGCCCCAGCCAAGAAGGCGGCCGCUCCGAAGAGAGCUCCGGCACGGGGCCGGAAGAAAGCGAAUCCGUUCCAAGACAGCGAGGAGGAGGAAGGGGAAGAGGAGGAAGAUGUCAUUAUGGAAGACGACGUGGAACCAGACCCGCCCGCAAGGGCACCGGCAAGAUCUACUCGGAGCCGUGGUGGUGCUACCAAAGCGCGGCAAACGACCAUCAACUUUUCUCAGUCUCAGAAGCCCAAGGCGUCACAGAAGCCCGUUGAGAUUAGCGAUGACGAGAUCUCUGAGGAUGACGCCUUCGAGUCGAUGCCAGCUACACGAAGCCGGCGACGGUGAACGACCGUCUGGGAAUUGGGCAUCGUCGUGGUUAAGUAGCACGUUGGUAGCAACUCAUUCAUGAGCUUUGUGGCAGAAAGGGUUUUACACACUAGGAGCAAAUGACCAUUGUAGAUGAUAAUGGAUUCUUGAUUUGUUAAAAUCUACUGAUUUGCGG